CGCUGCUCCAGCGCCAGCACCGGCACCGCCAGCACCAACGCCAGCAUCAGCACCCGAUCACCGCCCCUCUACUACGGCGCGACGCCCCUCGUCGCCGGAGACGACCGUCGUAUGAAUCCUCAACAGCUGGCAAAGGUACCGUAAUCCUUAUUCUGUAUCUGUAAUCCUUUCAUCCUUCUCCAUCUCUCUGCUUUACAUGAUCGCUUUACCCCCCCCCCCCCCUGCAAUGCCACUCGCUCAACUCGACGCUUCAUUUUCCCUCCUUUCACUCUCAUGAAGCUUGCCGCUCGGUUUCUGCAGUCGCAAAUCACAAUCGCGACGCUGUGCCGCCGCACCAACAAGACGACGACGACGACAACGACAACAACAAACUGCGGCCGCUGUUGUCGCUGAAACUGAAGCCUGAGCUGCAACACGACGUCAACAAUGGACCGGCAUACCAUUCAAUUCGACUGACGCCCUUGAUUGAAACACUGCCUUCGUCAGUCGGCCGCCUUGGUCUGGAACCUAUACAAUUCAUCGCCAUCAUCGCCUCCACCACUGGCGGCGGCACAAUCUAGCACAAGACAGCCAUAACUCGGAAGAGACACCGAGCCCCGAGCCUCGAGUCCGUCGCCUAAUUGAAGGGGGUGGAAACAGACAGACACGAGGCCAACCAACACCACGCCUCUAACGGGUGGCGCAGACAAGGAAGGGCGGGCGAGUCGGCGACUAGUCUAGGCCACACGUCCCGGCCGCCUGAUCCUGUUCACGUCCCGAGGGACGGGACAGACAACGAAGCGGGCCGAGUAACGCUUCGCGAAAAGAAGAAAAAGAAAGGAAAAGGUAAGUAUGUGAUUCCACACUCGUUGCUUUUUCCAUGUCUCUCCCACCUUGUGCACAUUCGUCGACGGCAGUUCUGGCUUCAUUUCGUUUCAUUUGUUUUCCCCCCUCCCGCCGUCCCGCAUCACUGCCAUCUUUCCCUUCUCCCCUUUGAAUUCGCAUGGGCAGAGGAAGCAGAAGCAACCGGGGACACAACACAGACGAGCACUCAGGAGACGAAAUCGGUUGCGCACCGUGGUCUUUUGGCGUCCUUCGAGUCCUCCUAAGGAGCGAGCAUGGGACCCGGAGGCCAUGGCCAUGGCCAUGGUCAUCGGUACCACGCCGGUGCCUUGCUUCUUUCGUACUAUUAUUCGACACUGCUUGGAACUGCGAUUUCCCUUGCGCACUCGCGCUGACUCCUACUCUUGGGGGCCAUGUGAGGCGUGUGCGUGUUGGGCGUGGGAGUGCGAGUGACGGAAGAAUGUGUGUGUGUGUGUGUGUGUGUGUGUGUGUGUGUGUGUCUUGUCUGUCUGCACUGCACGACUUGUCACCUCUCGCUCAUCUGCAAGUCAUGCAGGCAAUGUACACUGUGGUGCCUGACGGUAUUUGCAUUGUACCCUGUCUCCCUCUCAUGUUGCCUCUCCUAUUCAGCUCUCCCUCUCUCACGCCCUCUCCCUCUCCUGCUGCCCCUCUUCACUCGUUCUUGACACUGCUGCUGCUGACAUUGGCGCUGGUGUUCCCGUCGCUAUCGCCGCCGCUGUGGCAUCUCCUCAUCGGUUACUGGCUUGUCCCUUUCGUCUGCUUGUCUGGGCCAUCUCACUCUCACCUGUGGCGGAUCGCCCACCCCGCAAUAACUACAGCGUCCUGGACAUAAUAACGGCACAGCAGCGCCGGCAUCUCUCUGCGACAACUCAUUCUCAUCUCGAUAUUUUUUUGUUUCUUGCGGUAAAAGUCAUGGUCUAGUCUAACGAGUGCCGCCGUGCAAACAGGAGUUCGAACCGCCCACAGGGUAUGACUACCUCGACAUACAAGCUUCAAGCAAUGACAUGCGAUACGAACACAACUCCAAUGCUUCUCUGUCGACGAUCGAAGGCCCUUCGCAGCAGCCGACGGCGCUCUUAAACCUGUUCAAUCCACCUAUAACCAACGCGACGUCGUACUCCCCAGAAGGCGGCUUCUACCACACAGCCGCCUCUCAGAUCUUUCCCAGCCUGGACGUCAGGCCUCGCCUGGGCUCAAACAUCUCUUCGACGGGCAUGGCACAUGCCCACCGCUCCACAGCAUUACCCCAUCCUGGCGCACACAUCACCACUCGAGACCAGUAUUCUCCGGCGAGGCCAUCUUACAGGAGGGUGUCGGAGCACCAGCCUAGAUCUCCAUCGUACCCAGCUGCUUUACGACGCCAUCCCAUAUCUCCGACCACUAGUCCCAUCACCGGCUUUACUGCACCCGCCGCCCUGAGAAUGGAUCCCGGCCAUUACACUUCGUCCUCCUCCAGGGUGCAGACGAGCGUGCCCCCGCUGAGCCCUAUUACAGACCUCGGCAUCCUCCAGCACACGGAUGGCACACAAGUCAAGGUCGACAUCCACGGCAACAUCGACAAGGGCUUCUUCCAGUCCGAUGGCGACUGGACGUGCUACAGGAGGAAUUACUUCUCCUGCAUCUGCUCCUUCUCCUUGAACCCGCAUUAUCCCGGCCAGUCCUUGCAAUUCACGCAGCAAGGCUCGACGCAGUCGUACUCGGUGAGAGGCUUCGCCAUGUCCAUCUCGGCCGUUGUCGCCGAGAACGAUUCCCACACGAUCGAACUGGUCCAGCACACGCCCAAGAGGGACAAAGGCCCGGUCGAGAAGCCUGGGAAGGUGCACCUUCACCCGAAGCACCCUCAGAUGUCGCACCCGAUGGGUAUCUACCACCCAGACACCGGGCUUGGAGGGCCGUCGAGGAUUGGAUUCCCCGACAACACGACCUACGGCGGUCAGCAAAGCGGCGACCCCUACCAAACGGAGCACACGUUCGAACGUAUCCAAUUCAAGCAGGCGACAGCGAACAACGGAAAGCGGCGGGCUGCACAGCAAUACUACCACCUUUUGAUCGAGCUCUGGGCGGACGUCGGUUCGCAGGUCCCGGACAAGUUCAUACGGGUCGCGUACCGCAAGUCAGCCAAAAUGAUUGUGCGCGGCCGCUCGCCGGGACACUACCAGAGCGAGAGGCGUGCCAGCACCAGCAGCGGGCCGGGAGGAUCGGGCGGCAGCUUCACCGGGUACCCGAACAGCUCCAUCAUGGGUUCCGACUUCGGAUCUGCAGGUGCCAUGAUGGGAGGAGGCUACGGGGCAAGUUUCGAUUCCCGCGGAAACGCUCCUUACGGGUCGACUCGUCACCACCACGAGCUAGAGCACAUGCUACCUCCCGAGGACUCCAAAGCUAUCGACACGACAAAGGAAUACCAGUAUUACCCCGGAACCAUGUACGACGGGACCGAUUCGAGAGGAGGAGUGGACAUGUUUACCCAUCAUCGGCAUGGGCAAGACAACAUGGUACCGCAUGUCGGGUCAAACUACGACCCACUCCACGACAGAGUCAAGCGCGAUCCCGAAAUACUGCCAAGUAUCUUCCAGCCUGGAGCACUCAUGUCGAAUCAAAGGUGCGGUCCCUUUGAGGGCAAGCCGACGUCCAGUGGGUAUUAUCCAACCAUGCCGCAGUCCGGAGUCAAUGUUACGAACAUGACAUGAUGCCGGGCGAAAGUCUCGGUACAUGACAGAGGUGUAGCGCCACGACGGACGGCAGCCCAAGCAGGACAGAACAGAAGUAUAGUGUAAAGAAUCAUCGACGAGUGGUCAUUAUUCUCUGGGAAAGGAGUGCACUUACUUUACCCCGUGUUCGAUUCCUGAAGAAAUAUUGAAAAUGCGGCAUACAACUUCCACGAUGGGAUUACGGCGCAUGGAAUCAAGAACAACAGCAACAACACAAGCAUCAAGGCCACAAUUCCGAUCGAUACCCGAACAAGACUGACUGAAUGUGGGACAUAAGAGCAAAUAUACAAACCAGGUCAAGGGAAAAGAGAAGAGUGGAAAAGAAGGAAUCAACAGGAAUCAACGGCGAACCGGCGCGUGGAAAACAAAAAGGAGACGAGAUGAUUUGUGGCAUUAUAUUGGUAGGGAAAGGGAUCUGAAGGGAAAAUUUGCCCAAAAUAAUACCCGUCGAACUAUCAUGGGAAGGAAAAGUUUGAGAGAGAGAGAACAAACACUUGUCAGCUAUGGGUCACCACGGGUUACAGUCCAACAGCAGGCAUUGUUCGGAAUACCCGCCGCGCAAUCCUUUUGGCUUUUGUAUUUCUUUUCUUUUUCCGUUACCGCCUUCUGCUUCUUUGUCUUCUUCUUUUCCUCAGUUCGUGUUGAUUUGUUUGUCGGAAACCCCCCCCCCCCCCUCUCCACCCCUCGCUUCGCUUCAAUGGUCAUAUGGUUUAUGUAAUAAUGCGAGGAUUCGAAACAUUCGCUUCAGCAAAGACGACUUUAUUCUUCUCUGUUCUUCUUCGUAUCCUACUUUUUUUCUUUAUUGAUCACGUCACUUGUAGGAGAUACCAAAAACUAGGAGAAAAUGAGGGGGGUUCCACCGAGUAUGGGAGAUGAGAUGGAGGGAGACGGACGGGUUAAAGGAUCAGGAGACUCGGAGAGAGAGAGAGAGAGAGAGAUAGAUGGGCGUUGGAGGAACCAAUUGCUAGGGAAGCAACGGCAGGCGCCGAUGCUAGAUAGUUGGGUUGUUGGUCCCAACCAGCUUGAUUCCCUUGGGACUACUACACAGCAGCAGUUCUACUCACUGUACGAGCUUUACUACCUGCCGCGGGCCGUGCCCAAUAACGUUGUCCUGCGGACACACCUGAAAUUCAAUACGACUUUUCCCUCGACUU
This is a messenger RNA of Colletotrichum destructivum, 4705 nucleotides long. Its product is annotated as Putative p53-like transcription factor, DNA-binding domain superfamily, NDT80 DNA-binding protein. Gene Ontology annotation, biological process: positive regulation of transcription by RNA polymerase II; meiotic cell cycle. Lineage: Eukaryota; Fungi; Ascomycota; Sordariomycetes; Glomerellales; Glomerellaceae. The record is from RefSeq and is a predicted model, not a curated record. The transcript is spliced from 4 exons. Bases 1848 to 3530 code for a protein of 560 amino acids. Gene Ontology annotation, molecular function: DNA-binding transcription factor activity; DNA binding. Gene Ontology annotation, cellular component: nuclear chromosome.